CCACAGUCGGCGGCGGCAGCAGGCGGGCGCAGCGCGGUACGGCUCAGCACACGGCGGCUGCCACUGCGACUGACACUCCAACAGGGGCGAAGUCGUGCAUCGACCGAGGAUGCGAGCAUUGAUGGUGCUCGCGGUGGCGCUGGCGGCCGCUACGACGGGCCUCGCGUGGGCCGCGGAGCGUUGCUGUGGCGACGCCGAGCCGUGGCAGGGGCAGGCGCGCGCCAAGCGUAGCUUCAGCGCCUGGGGCGGCAAGCGCGCCGGGCCCGACGGCGUCGCCGGCGCUGACGUCGACGACGGCUACGGCGACGGCGACGACCAGAAGAGGGCCUUCUCCAGCUGGGGCGGCAAGAGGGCGGUCCCCGGCUGGCAGGCGGCGCGGGGCAGCCCGCUGGAGGAGGACAAGCGCUCCAAGCAGUCCUUCUACAGCUGGGGCGGCAAGCGCGGCCUCGACGGGGAGGCAGAAGCCGACGGCCAAGCUCCAGAAGACGCGGUCGAAAAGAAGAGGGGAGGGGUCAGGUUCUCCAGCUGGGGUGGCAAGAGGGACCAUUUCCAAGACGACGACGGUGGCGUGGAGGACCUCGCCGAUAGCAAGAGAGCUUUCUCCAGCUGGGGAGGGAAGAGAUUCGGCGACGGAGCGCCGGCCGCGGAGAAGCGCGCCUUCUCCACCUGGGGGGAGUCGCUGGCCAACCGCCGCCUCGACCUCUACAACUACAGGCCCGUGCAGCUCCGCAACGGCAACGGCCCGCCCUUCUUCCCCUGGGGUGGCUAAUCGCGUUCCGCCCUGACGCUUCUUCUGCACCUCCCUCUGCUUUUCGUUUCCAUAACGCACACGGAAUGUGUAGCGUACCGAUUGCUUUGUACCCUUGUGUGGAACAGAAAACCGAUAUCCCAUUGUUUGUGGCCGUCGGAGAAAUGUAGUAAUAUUUGCAUGUAAUACAUUGCAGUAAUGUAGUAAUAUGUGAAAAAA
This is a messenger RNA of Schistocerca americana (American grasshopper), 967 nucleotides long. RefSeq lists its product as uncharacterized. The transcript has 2 exons. The record is from RefSeq and is a predicted model, not a curated record. The coding region runs from base 110 to 769 and encodes 219 amino acids. Lineage: Eukaryota; Metazoa; Arthropoda; Insecta; Orthoptera; Acrididae.